AUGGAUUUGACCGAGAAGAGCCCGGAGCUGUUCAGGUGCCAGGAGACUUGGUCGGGCCCCCCUCCCAAGUUCACAUCUGCCACCAGCCGACUCAGCUCCCUCUGGGGCAUGUCAAUCCUCACUCGAUCAUUACGAGGCGAUUAUAAGGAGUAUAAGUCUACUAAAACAGAUAGAUGGAGCUGGAUUAUGCACGCGAUCACUGGACGCGAGGAAGACGCAACCGCGGCCGACGGUCAUUCGACCGAGAUCAUUGCCCACGACGAAGGGGAGCCCAAAGAAGAGGCCAUGGACGACGAGGAAUUAGCUACCAGGGACUACAGUAGACUUCGAAAAAGCAUGCACCGUGAUGGUUCUAUCUACAGGGGCAUGGAUCACUAUCCUUGGAAAGAAGACUACCACAUCGCAGACCGUGGCGAGACUCGGCUGGAGGCGACGACGAUGUCCGAUCCCACACCAGAUUGCCUCUUUCACAAGGACGGAUAUUGCUGGACGCAUUAUCCCACCGGCAUGCUCCAGUUUUUCUCCUUACGGGUGGUCAAACUCCCCGCGGAUGCCCCCGGCUCGGUAGUUGAGCUGUAUGGAUACGUAGCGGCGCGGGAUAAUCUGGAUCCGCUCCUUAACUACGUCGUCAAUAUCAGCAGGGAUGAUCCCGUUAUUGUGGAGAAAGGUUCGCUCAUCGCCAUGUCCGGCCCCAAGCGAGGGAUAGAGAUGUUCGACCACACUCUCAUCGAAUACGACAUGAGGAUCAAGAGAGGCGAGCAAGAGAAUGAUGACCUGCAGCUGCUCGACGGUGCAACAUACCUCAGCCACGAGGGCACGUGGAAUCGGCCAUUCAAAUUAGACACCCCUGGAGAAUGUGGCGCGAUUGACAUAAGUUUAUUACGUCUUGGCACUGCGGCUGAGGCGACCGUAGAUAUUCACAUAGCGGAAGUUCGUGCCAAAUUCAGUUUGUCUCUUGGAUGCUUCACCAGCGGGGUUGAUCACGAAAUCAGCCUUUUUGAUGGUUCCAUUACCGAGUCGCGCGGCUUAAAGAGGCAUGUGGUUGCUGUAGCGAGCGGUUCGUUUUUUGAUUUGAAGUUCAAGGUAGGCACGCUAUCGUCCACUCCCGACCAAUAUUGGUGUUCCUUCAAGCAGAAACCCCAUGGGCAUGAUAUGCAAGAAAUAAAGACUGGUUUUACGUUAAUCUCAGUGAAGGUGACUUGGUCAACCUUGCCUAAUACCUUUACUGGCUAA
Molecule: messenger RNA, 1233 nt
Organism: Lolium perenne
Lineage: Eukaryota; Viridiplantae; Streptophyta; Magnoliopsida; Poales; Poaceae
Source: RefSeq, a predicted model, not a curated record